CUUCUGAGUCGAUCUUUGCUUUAGUUUGAAUACCAAAAAACUAUUGACGCCAAUAUAAAUGAAAGAGCUUUAAAGCCUGAUUUGUAUUUUUUUUCUCUCCAUGUAAGCAAGUCCUUUCUUUAUUCAAAAUGGCUCCUCCCACCUCGCUGUGGUCCAGUCACGCAGCUUUGAUCUAUCCCCUGAUUGGUCCAUUUCCAAGAAUCCGCCAUAUUCAAACUUCCGCUGUUAUGAGCGUGAGUUCUGUUGUCAUUAAUCUGCUGCUUCGUCUUUGUACAAUUCGAGGCCCGUUUUCUUUUCCUUUCGGCUGGAGGUUGGUCUUUUCACGCUAUUAACUGCACGGCGAGCUCAAAAGGAACAUUUAAACUGGGUUCUUGUAAAAAAAAAUGGAAGAAAAUGAGUGUGGAGCCGCGGUGGAAAAUAAAAAGCAGAAGGUUCGCCGGACGUCAUCGAGGACGUCCAUUUGCAGUAGCCUCAGCGUUGCAGAGGCUUCUCCAAGAACACUGCGGAGAUGUAACUCCAAAAAACCUCCUCUUCAGAGAGGCAGCUCCUUCACAUUUCUAACACCUGGGACUCCAUGGGACUUCAGUCUAAAAAGGAAGCGCAAAGAGAAGGACGACGAUACUGUCAGUCUGUCAAGUUUCGACCUGAAGGAACCCAGUAACAAACGUGUUCGACCUUUGUCCAAAGUCUCAUCUCUGGUCAACCUGAUGUCUCCUUCGAAAAAUGGGGCAGUAAGACGUUUUGGUCAGACGCUUCAGUCAAUGUCACUGCGCAGUGACAACAAAUCACCGGCGAUGUCCCUCAAAACUGGAAGCAAAUUGACAGGUCCCACUCCAACCAAACGGAGAAACAGCACGCUGUGGUCUGAGACUCUGGAUGUCCACCAGAAAAGCACUUUCUCCACCAAAGAGAUCAAAAGACAGGAGGCAAUUUAUGAGCUUUUCAGGGGAGAACAGGAUCUCAUUGAAGACCUCCAACUAGCACGAAAGGCGUAUCAUGAUCCAAUGCUAAAGCUCUCCAUCAUGACAGAGGAGGAACUCGCUCACAUAUUUGGAGACCUGGACGCAUACAUCCCUUUACAUGAGGAGCUGCUGAUGAAACUGACGGAGGGAACGAGUCCUGAUGGAACUGUUGCUCAAAUUGGACAGAUUGUUAUUAAUUGGCUGCCUGGUCUGAAUGCUUACAAAAACUACUGCAGUAACCAGCUCGCAGCUAAAGCCCUGUUGGACCAGAAAAAGCAGGACCGGCGGGUCCAGGACUUCCUGCAGCGCUGUCUGGAGUCACCGUUUAGCAGAAAACUUGACCUCUGGAGCUUCCUUGACAUUCCACGUUCCCGUCUGGUGAAAUACCCACUGCUGCUGCGUGAGAUCCUGAAACACACUCCCGCUGAUCACCCGGAUGUCACCAGUCUGGAGAAAGCUGUUGUCAUAAUCCAGGGAAUUCUGUCUGAUAUAAAUGUGAGGAAAGGAGAGUCUGAGUGUCAGUAUUACAUAAACAAACUGGAGUACCUGGAUGAAAAGCAACGAGACCCUCUCAUAGACAACUGUAAAACCCUGCUGUGUCAUGGAGAGCUGAGGAACAAGAGCGGCUCGAGGCUGUAUGUGUUCCUUUUCUCAGAGCUGCUGGUUCUGAGCCGACCUGUGACACGUAAUGAAAGGAGCUGCUUCCAGGUCUACCGACAGCCCAUCCCAGUUCGGGACUUGGCUCUGGAGGACUUGCAGGACGGAGAGAUCCGCAUGGGCGGCUCCUUUCGAGGGGCUUUCACCAAUGCAGAGAAGGUAAAGAACAUUUUUCGUGUAAGUUCUCUGGAUCCUUCCCAUGGUCAGUGCCACACCUUGCAAGGCAACGAUGUCUACCACAAACAGCAAUGGCUUAACUGUAUACGCAGUGCCAUGGCCCAGAAACAGGCGGCCGAAACAAAAGUCCAGCAAGAAAAACCCAUCAAGGUCAAGCGACGCUCCGCUGCUGCCUCGGGAGUCAUCCACGACAAGGAGACGGACGAGAACCAUCCACCUGCCUCUGGUCCAAAGCUCAGGCCGCAGACGCUCUCCAAAAGCAAACUGGACCAGACGUUACAAGGCACGGCGAAGAAGAGGAAGGAGAGUGCAGUGUAGAUGUUCAACCUGAUGGAUCAAAAGGUGUUUUUAUUUCACAUUUACUCAACAUUGUUAAAUGUCUUUUCUAUGUGUUUUGUUAUCGUUUAACCCGUGCACUGAAAAACUUGCAUUUCUGAUUGAGCCCGUCCAAAUGUAAAUAGGAAAAAAAAAAAAAAAGAAGUCAUGUCUUGCAUUAGUGUUAUUAGUUAACAACAAGCGAUCCAUGCCAGUGUGGCUGAAAGUAAGGUUUACACAGAAAAAUGUUUUGUUUGUGUGUUUGUUAACCCUUGAGAAAACCACUUGUAGCUCUUAUGAUGUUAUGAAUCCCAGUGUUGGCACGUUGUAUCUGCGAUCUGAUAGUUAAAGCAUUCACAGUGUGGGCUGCACGUGUGUUGUCUUUGUGAGUGUGCAGGACCAAGACGCAGAUAUCAACCAAUGUCCUCAGCUUGAGGAAAAAUCUCAAGCAAUAAUAAUUAAAAUUAAAAUGAAUAAUUAGAACAAUAACUUUGUCAAGGUUAAGAAUCUAGACACAUUAACUGGGAAAUAAUCCAAAAAAAAAAAAUAAACAAUUUGUACAAACUGAA
Messenger RNA from Cynoglossus semilaevis (tongue sole), 2680 nucleotides. Its product is annotated as neuroepithelial cell-transforming gene 1 protein-like. The transcript is spliced from 12 exons. NCBI's taxonomy places the organism in Eukaryota, Metazoa, Chordata, Actinopteri, Pleuronectiformes, Cynoglossidae. The record is from RefSeq and is a predicted model, not a curated record. Gene Ontology annotation, biological process: positive regulation of Rho protein signal transduction; intracellular signal transduction. The coding region runs from base 384 to 2114 and encodes 576 amino acids. Gene Ontology annotation, molecular function: guanyl-nucleotide exchange factor activity.